UGGUAGCAGUAUUCUGUUUUCAUUUUUGGAUUACGAUAUUAUUUAAAGACUGAAACGGCGAAUCCGGCAUGGGAACUAACCCAAAAAGGACAGUGACAGUCCAGAUGGUGCCUCAGCUGGCUGUGGUGGACACGCUGGGCAAUAAGGAAUCUAAUGCCAACUGGACUAAAGAGCCCAACCUCAAACUCUCUCAGGUUUGUCCAAAGCCCACCCUCACAUCUCCUGACCACAAACAGGAUAACUUGUCUCUGACUGCUGCUCCCACUAACAUCAUCCCACAUACCCAAAAAACAGCUUCCAAGGGAGGUGAACCAGUUAGCAGCACUGUGUCAGACAAACCAGUUCCAGCCAAUGGAAACCAGACAAAACCCGAGCAUGUGACAGGCGGAGACCAAAAGAUGCCAGACCUGCCUCUAACCGGCCAAGGUGUGGGUGAGGCAGGAGGUGACCAGAGGGAUUCUAACGCCAAUAUGAAAAUGUUAAGCCCGGCCGAUGAAAAGGAAAUCUGCAAGGCCGGCUUGUCGUCUGCUGUAACAGCGUCAAAGAUCGACAUGCAGACAAAUGACUGCAGAAUAAAAGGGCCAGGCGCAGCGGAGGAUGAGCGUGCAAAGCCGACAACCUCAGCCAAAACCAUGGCACGAGAAGACAGUAAUAAACAUAUUUCUCCUAAUAAUAAAAAUCUCAACAACGCCUGUGAAUUAAGGCAAACAGCAUCUGCGCCCCAGCAGGAUAACAAAGGGAGUUUAUCAGCUCCCAAAAACAGGGACACUGCUACAGCACAGAAAUCUAAAGAGUCUGAUCAUAUACAAAGUUCCUCACAAAGCUCUGCCAGUCUGCAAGAGACUCCUGAACCUAAAAAAAGCGUGGAAAAAACAGCUCCACUUAGCUCUACCACACCUCCAUCAAAGAGCAAAGAAACAGGGGCAGGGUCUACAAAUAAGAACUCAAGUUCAACACGUCCAGAGAAGGAUUUUCAGCCAGCAAAGAAACCACAAGUCUCCUCAGAUAAACAUCAGGCAGCGUCUUCACAGAAGGACUCCUCCACUCUGCCCCAGGCUAUACAAAACAUGCCGGCAUAUGGGCAGGUGGCUGAGGAAGCCAGCCAGACUGACACAGCUGUCUUUGAAGGGCAGAAGCAGCAGUGCUGCAAACUCUACAGGGAGGCUUCGACUAUGACCUCAUCCCCGUCAUCCACCCCAGUCAAGCGGUGUCACGAUAUGGAGGUGCAGGCGGUGGCUAACACCUGCAGUAAGGCUGUGGCCACAAGUCCGAGCCUGCUGUCGUUUGCUGAGACCCGCAGGCAGAACGGGGUCCCCAGGGAGGAGGUGGAGAGCCUGGUUGUGGUCUGUCAGGUGGACGGGAGCGCUGCUCUCCAUCAGAGACUCACAGUUGAGGCAGAGAUGUGCCACAACCAAAACACAGGCUUGGUUUUUAACUCUUUGUCCCAGCAGCAAGAUGCCAGGCUGGGGGCUAAGCCUAAAGAACCGGGGCCAGCUUUAUGCAACAUCCAGCCGGUUUAUCAAAUCAACAUUGAACACAGCAACCACAAAGAGCAAGGAGAGACAGGUAACUCUCAACAUAAAACUGGAGCUCAGAUAUCUGCAGCAAAAACAAGCACUGCUGAAGCUUCCUCUUUCAAUUCUGGAGCACCCCCAGAGACAGCCGGUGCUUCCAAGCCUGGAUCUGCUGACAGCAACAAUGCUGCACUGUCUCAGGCUGCUGUUACAACCAAGCCUGAGCAGGCCCCGCCAACAACAACAACAGCAGCAGCAGCAGCUAACACCACAUCCAAGUCAGCUCUAACUAAAAACAAAGGAGGAGCUGGAGGUAAAGCCCCGACGAAGGAGACAAAUUCUGGCAAACAGAAGAUUGAACCGGAGAGAAACAAGGAAGAGGAUGACCAGUCAGAGAAGCAGAAAGGAAAGAGCGUGCAUGACGUCGUCUGGGAUGAACAAGGGAUGACGUGGGAGGUUUACGGGGCCUCCGUGGACCCAGAGUCCCUUGGUUUUGCCAUUCAGAGCCACCUGCAGUGCAAAAUCAAGGAGCAAGAGAGGAAACUGAUGGCCCAGACCUCCAUCCGUAAGUCAAUCUCUGGUGCCGACUCACCGCAACAUGGCAGGAAGAACAAAAGGAGGCAGCAGAACAUUUUCAGGUCAAUGCUGCAAAAUGUCAGACGGCCCAACUGCUGCGUACGUCCCCCUCCCUCCUCCGUCCUCGAGUAGCACAGCACAGAGGUAGCCAAUGUCAGACUCCUCCCUUUUUCCUAGAGGUCAAAAUGUUUGCCCCCCCCCCGCGUCAUGACUGCAAUGCCAAGUGAAACAUUAAUGAGGUGAAGAUCCCUGUAAGUAAAGUAAGUAUACUGGAAUGUUGUAGCAUAAAGAGUCAAACUAUUUGUGAUGUUUGUGAUCAAAGAAGGUAGGAAAUAGAAAUAUAAAAUGAACAACUCAAGACUUAUUUUCUAGAAAUAGACAUAAAAAAAAGAGAGAAAACUUCCAACAGUUUUUAAAUAACAGAGGCAAUAAUAGUGAAAUGCAUGUUUAUUAGUUAAAAUGGCAGUUGUAUGACCUAAAAUGAAGUCCAGACCUUCACAGUACAUGGCACUGAUCAUGGGAUAGACAUAUUACUUACUGUCAGAAUAUUUGUGCAAAUAUAUUAAGCCAACAUCUCAUUACAUUUGGUGCAUUUGGUAUAUGUUUUUGAGGUGUUUUAGGGCCCUAUAUUUAUAAGAUUACUGUAUUUUCUUUUCAUGCACAUUUAUUUUUAGUGAGUGAUUACGUUGUGCAAAAGAAAAAAGAAAAAUAGGGACCGUAUGCAUACAUGCACUGUUUAAUCUCUGUUCUUCUUUGGUUUUCUAUUAAAAUAACAAAAAAAAAACUAAGUUGAGCAUUACACAUUAUUCAUUUCUGAUGUGCUGAUGGAGACUUAAAGCGAGUAUAGAAUCACUUUUUGGUUAUUUUCAGAAUAUUUCUUGUGGUAUUUUAAAAUUAGACAGAAAGCUUGAUGCCACUGGAACCAUAUAGAAAUGAAAGGUUAUGAAAAGAAAUAAACAAAAUGUAUUAGAAAGACAGAUCAAAUACAUCAGUAAC
This is a messenger RNA of Lates calcarifer (barramundi perch), 3086 nucleotides long. RefSeq names its product GPRIN family member 3b (gene gprin3b). The coding region runs from base 69 to 2222 and encodes 717 amino acids. Gene Ontology annotation, biological process: neuron projection development. The transcript has a single exon. The record is from RefSeq and is a predicted model, not a curated record. NCBI's taxonomy places the organism in Eukaryota, Metazoa, Chordata, Actinopteri, Centropomidae. Gene Ontology annotation, cellular component: plasma membrane.